AUGGCAUCCUCAGACAUCUUUGAUGUUCUCAAUAUCCAGAACCCAAGAACUAGCAAUCCUGGUUCUUCUGCUGGGACACCAGUACCGAGCCGUACUCCCAAGCCUCAAGUAACAGGUAUUCAGCGAGAGCUCUACAACUUACUGGGAGAUAAUACACCUCCCGUAGCUGUCCAAAAAGGGAGCAAGUUUAAAGACAAGCUGAGGGCCAUUGCGAAACCAUCACCUUGGACGCUCGCCGAGUAUGAAGUCAAACCAUCUGUGAAACUGCUUCACUGGGUAAAAGGGUCAAAAGAACUGGUUGAGCAGCAACCCCAGAAAAGCUCUUUCAGUAAAUAUAAUACCAAGCUUACAAUUCCUGCUUUUUCUGAAGAAGAAUACUUGAGUUUCAUGGGAUACACGACACCUGGGUCAAACCCUUUGAAAGAGUGGGACUACGAAGAAGUUCAACAUUUAUUUGACUUGUGUCGAAAAUAUGACUUGCGGUGGUUCAUCAUUCAGGACCGAUAUGAGGGAAAGCUUUUUGGAACAUUAGAAGAUUUGAAGGACGCAUUUUACACCGUAUGCCACCGCUACUUUCUUGCCAAAGAGCCAGCCAAUCCUCUAGUUGCGUCUUUGAACUUCUCUAAAGAAAAAGAGCUGGAGCGGAAACGGUACUUGCAGAGACUGCUUUCCAGAUCCGCUGCCGAGAUUGCUGAAGAAGAAGCUUUGAUAGUUGAAUCAAAGAAAUUUGAAAUGGCAGCCAAAAAAACCCUUAGCGAAAGGGAAACGCUUCUGCGCUUGCUGGACUCCCCUAAUUCUGACAAACCAGUAUCUCAAUUCUUAACGUCACAGGGAAUGACACAACUUUAUAACAGUCUUCUUUCAGAUAAAAGCAGGAAGCGAAAGCAUGAUCAAGUCGUUCCUGAGAAUCCAUGGAUGAAACAGCAACAGCAGUUCGCUCAGCAGAAACAGCACAUGCAGCACCUUCAGGAGCUCAAAAGCAGUAAUUCUCAUAUUCAAAACCAAGUUAAGAAAACAAAAAAACAAAAGCAAGAAAUGCAGAUAGCUGUUAAGCGAAAAGCUGAUAGUGAGUAUGCGGAACAACUUUUGCAGAACUUUACUGCAGAAGAAAGAAAAUCUCUGGGCGUACAAUGCCAUGGCGAGAAGUUGCCUCCAGGAGCUUUCUUGAGGUCGUCUAAAAUUUCUACUUUUAAAGCAGCGACCCAAAGUAAGGUUGCAGCUACGUUGCAAGAAUUAGGUUUGCCAACCCGGCCUGCUAUGCCUACCAUGGAAGUCAUAAAUCGUCAUGAAAUGUUGCUUAGUCGGAUAACAAACCUGCUUGACUUAAAAAAGCAGUUGGACAAACUGGAGGCCGAAAAAGAUAUACGGAAGCCAUAA
Molecule: messenger RNA, 1377 nt
Organism: Lachancea thermotolerans CBS 6340
Lineage: Eukaryota; Fungi; Ascomycota; Saccharomycetes; Saccharomycetales; Saccharomycetaceae
Gene: SWC4
Product: Swc4p
Exons: 1
Coding region: 1-1377 (458 amino acids)
Biological process (GO): DNA repair; chromatin remodeling; negative regulation of transcription by RNA polymerase II
Cellular component (GO): NuA4 histone acetyltransferase complex; Swr1 complex
Molecular function (GO): transcription corepressor activity
Source: RefSeq, a predicted model, not a curated record